Messenger RNA from Chaetomium strumarium, 345 nucleotides. Its product is annotated as cutinase-domain-containing protein. Gene Ontology annotation, cellular component: extracellular region. Lineage: Eukaryota; Fungi; Ascomycota; Sordariomycetes; Sordariales; Chaetomiaceae. The record is from RefSeq and is a predicted model, not a curated record. The transcript has a single exon. Gene Ontology annotation, molecular function: cutinase activity. Bases 1 to 345 code for a protein of 114 amino acids. Gene Ontology annotation, biological process: carbohydrate catabolic process.
AUGCUCCAAGACAACUUCCUGCCCGCGGGCACCUCGCGCGCCGCCAUCGACGAGGCCAAGCGUCUCUUGACGCUAGCCAACCAAAAGUGUCCCGACGCCGCGGUCGUCGCGGGCGGGUACAGCCAGGGCACGGCCGUGGUGGCCAGCGCGGUCGGCGAGCUGGCGGCCGGGAUCCGCGAGCAGGUGAAGGGGGUCGUGCUGUUUGGGUAUACCAAGAAGUUGCAGAACGCCGGGAGGAUUCCGAAUUUUCCGGCGGAUAGGACCAAGGUGUACUGCAGCGUAGCGGAGUGCCGUCUGCUGGGGUACGCUGUUCAUCCUGCCGGCGCACUUUUUGUAUCCGGCUGA